Messenger RNA from Onthophagus taurus, 691 nucleotides. Its product is annotated as ninjurin-B. NCBI's taxonomy places the organism in Eukaryota, Metazoa, Arthropoda, Insecta, Coleoptera, Scarabaeidae. The record is from RefSeq and is a predicted model, not a curated record. Gene Ontology annotation, cellular component: membrane. Gene Ontology annotation, biological process: cell adhesion; tissue regeneration.
CCCGUACUUUGUGUUCCUGUUUUUUUUUAUCUACAAAUGGUGCUGAAAUCAAGUCAUAAAAGCAUAAAUGCUCAAAGCGACGGCAAUUCACCCACAUCUAUAAACAUGGAAAAUAUUGAAUUGUCAAAUUUGGAACAAAAAGAUGAUAGAGAUGUUCCAGAUGGUCCUAUUUGUGAAGAUGAAGAAGAAAUUUUACAGGAAGAACAUUUUAUUGAUGUUGAAAUAGAUGAUAAGGUAUCUAAAAAGAUGUCUAAUACUUAUGCUGCAAAGAAAACAGUCGCACAAGGAAUGAUGGAUAUAGCAUUAAUAACAGCAAAUGCAAACCAACUUCGUUAUCUAAUCGAAUUCAACAGGAAUAGCUCAACAUUCUACGUUAACGCUAUUUUGAUAGCCGUAUCUUUACUCCUUCAAGUUGGCAUAGGAGUAGCGUUAAUAUUUAAGGGCCGCUUAGACUUGAAAGGAAUGUCUAAAGAGAAAAGCGCCAAGACAAUAAACAACCAUGUAGUCGUCGGUAUCUUCUUAGUAACGAUAAUUAAUGUUUUUGUGGCUACUUUUACUGUAACUGGACAUGGCAAUGGUUCAAGCGGUGUAAACUAAUAGGAUUAUCUACAAAACUAAUCUCAGAAGAAAAUAAUACCUAUGUAUAUUUUCUUUUAUUGUAAAAAGUUUAAUAAAUUUAUAUUUAAAGUUU